Messenger RNA from Xenia sp. Carnegie-2017, 5465 nucleotides. Its product is annotated as ankyrin-3-like. NCBI's taxonomy places the organism in Eukaryota, Metazoa, Cnidaria, Anthozoa, Malacalcyonacea, Xeniidae. Gene Ontology annotation, biological process: signal transduction. The record is from RefSeq and is a predicted model, not a curated record. Gene Ontology annotation, molecular function: protein binding.
CAGACAUAGUCUUGCGCCGCGCUUUUGUUGGUCGAAGUAAUUCAUUAAUAAUAUUUUCUAUUACAUUCGUGAAAUGGCUUGUAUUUAGGGCUUCUGAAUAUUAUUUGUCGUUUCUCUAAGACAAGAGGUAUCUUAGAUGUAUAUUUAAAAUUUGUAUGCUGUUUCAUCAUGAUUAAAAGUGAAGAAAUCUCUCAAGAAGAGAUUGGUUUAUUACGAGCUUCUAAAGCUGGAAACUUAGAAAAAGUGAAGAAUUACCUGGAUGAAAAUGUUGACAUUAACGUAACUAACUAUACUGGUUUAAACUCCCUCCAUUUGGCUUCUAAAGAAGGUUUUACCGAUGUCGUUCAAGAACUGAUUAAUCACGGAGCUGACGUUAAUUCUAAGACAAAGAAAGGCAAUGCUCCUUUACAUAUUGCUUGUUUGGCCGGUCAGACGAAAGUCGUUGAGCUUUUAAUAACAAACGGAGCGGAUGUCAACAUUAAAGCACAGAAUGGUUUCACCCCUUUAUACAUGGCAUCUCAAGAGUGCCACGUUGACGCUGUUAAAUUUCUUUCUCAUGGCGCAAACUUGCAUGCUUCGACUGAGGAUGGUUUCACGGCGUUGGAUGUGGCUGUGCAACAAGAUCACGAGGCUGUCGUAAUUGCUUUAUUAACAAGUGAAAAAAGAAAAGGUUUCCAUGCCUUACAUGGUGCAGCAAAAAAGGAUUUGACAAAGCCAAUCAAAUUUCUUAUACAAAAAGGCCAUUCCGUUGAUGUAACAGCUCCGAACGGGUUUACGCCUCUACACAUUGCUGCCAAGUAUAACAGUGCUAAUGCCGCGGUUCUCUUGAUAAAUAAUGGUGCAAACAUCGAUGCUCUAACUAAGACGUAUGCCAUAACACCAUUGCAUGCUGCAGCAAAGUUUGGUCAUACAAAUAUAGCAACAGUUUUACUUCAAUGGGGUGCAAAACCAGAUAAACCAAACAGAGAUGGAUUAACAUCAUUGCAUUGUGCAUCACGUGAAGGACACACAACUAUUGUUGAGAGUUUAAUUGCUGACAAUGCGACUAUUUCUGCACGAACUAAGAAUGGUCUAACACCUCUUCAUAUGGCUGUCCAGGGCAAUCAUUCAAAAAAUCACAUCCUUAUUGAUCAUGGUGCUCCUUUAAAUGCUAUAGCUGUUGACAGUUUAUGUCCAAUUCACAUCGCUGCACAUUACGGUCAUGUUGAGGCGAUGGAGGCUCUACUUAGUAAAGGAGUACACACGGAUUCCAGAGCUAGGAACGGAUUUACAGCGCUCCAUAUUGCUUGUAAAAAGAAUCAUGAACCUGUUAUUCAUCUUUUGCUUAAGUACGGAGCUAAUAUCAAUGCUGUGAACGAGGGUGGUCAAACACCAAUGCAUGUCGCUGCGUAUUAUGGGAACGUUUCAGUGGUUGUGAUGUUGCUUCAAAACGGCGGUUCACCCGACGUCACCAACAUGAGAGGCGAGACAGUAUUGCACAUUGCUUGUAGAAUACGCAAUAUAAACAUUGUUCGUCUUUUACUUCGCAAUGGGGCUGCUGUUGACUCAAAAACUCAGUCAAGAGAAACUGCCUUGCAUAUUGCUGUAAAGUCAGACAACGUUGAAAUGGUGAGAUUGCUUUUGGAUCACGGGGCAUCAGUUGAAUAUCUUGACAGAACAAAGUGUACGCCUCUUCAUCUUGCUGCAAGAAACGGUUACAACAAAAUACUUGAGGCUUUAUUUGAGCAUAAACCUCCUUUGUUCGAACUGAAUCAAAAAGGCUUUACUCCAUUGCAUGAAGCUGCGAGACAUGGUCACGUAAAAACUGUAGAACUGCUUCUCCCUCAUUAUCCAUCUCCUGAUCCUCCUGGAAAGCAUGGUAUGACUCCUUUACAUGUUGCUUGUCAUUAUGAUCAUGUUAAAGUCGCUGUUCUUCUCCUCAAUAAAAAUGCAUCAAAAUAUGCCAUAACGAAGAAUGGAUACACACCCCUUCAUAUUGCUUCUUUACGAAAUCAAAACGAUGUUGCCGCGACGCUUUUGGAUUACGGAGUAGAACCUGACACAAAGACUAAGUCGGGUGUCAGCCCGUUGCAUUUGGCUGCUAAGGAAGGACACGUAACUGCGGUGUCCUUGUUACUGGAGCAUGGGGCGAGUCCUGAUGUUAAAACAAAAAAUGGUUUAACACCCUUACAUGUCUGUGCAAGAUACAACAAAGUUGACGUGGCAAAACUUGUCCUGAAAUACGACGCAGAAAUCAAUGUUCAAACUAAGAGUGGUUUUACCCCUUUACAUAUUGCAUGUUAUUGUGGACAUUAUGAGAUUGCUCAUUUGUUAUUGGAACAUAACGCAAAUGUUGCUGUCAUCACCACUCAAGGAUACAUGCCUCUUCAUUUUGCUGCUCAGCAAGGACACAUAAAAAUUAUAGAACUGUUGCUACGUUACGAUGCUCCUCCUGAUGCUGUAACCAAGGAUGGAUUCACUGCAUUGUACAUCGCUCAGUAUCUUAGUAAGAUUAUCACCACGGUAGAAUGGACACAUAUUAUUGAAACAUUGAUCAAAGUGACCACAACACGUGUAUCUACGACUGUUUUACCGACAGUUGAGACUGGUCAUCAAAUCACUUCAUCACAGUUACCUGAGGAGCUAUAUGACGAUGGCUCAAGUGAGGGAACUGGAACUUUAGAAGAAGAUGAUUAUGAAUAUGAGAAUCGUUCUCAGUUCAACGAUGAAGAUUAUCUGCGAUCCUUUAUGCCAGAUGUUGGGGGAAUGCGAGAAAGCAUAACAGAAACUCACAGUAAAGACCAUUCAGCUCGCAGUACACCAGAUUCCUCGUAUCACGAAAACGUCCGUGGCAUCUCUUCCCCAUUGAGUCCCUUUAAAUCGGUCGACGAUCGUUUACAAUCCCAACUCUUUGAAGAUGAUGUGGUUGUUUCAACUCAGUCUGCACCAAGUUUCAGUUUUGAAGCUUCAGAAUUGGAUAAACUUCCUGCUGAUAAUAUCAUUCGUGAUCCACCUGUAUCAGGGGGAUUCCUCGUAAGUUUCAUGGUUGAUGCCCGAGGUUGCGUGAUGAGAAGCCAAGAAACUGGAAUAAAGAUGACGUUUCCUCCGCAAAGUUGCCGAAUGCCCACGCGAAUUACAUGCCGUCUUUUAAAAUCUGUGAAACCUACAUCAAUGCCGACAAUUGAUGAGAGUGAAGGUAUGGCAUGCCGUAUGAUUAGCUUAGGACCCUGUGAGGUAAAGUUUAUGAAACCUGUGUCCAUCGAGAUACCUCAUUUUGCGAGUCUACGGAACGGUGAACGAGAGCUACUUGUCAUAAUUUCUUUUGACGGUGGGCAGACCUGGAAAGAUUUAGCAGUAAAAAACCAAUCAGAUGUCAGUUAUGAGACGCAACAUGUGAAGAUAUCUCUUACUCAAUUUCCCGGAAGGAUGGCAGUCAUAUCUCGUCUAAAGAAAGAGACUUUCGUGACAGGAAGUAAAAGUGAAGUGAUCAAAUCCCAUGUUGUACAACACUGUAGUGUUAGUAUCCCUGAAGGAGCCAUCAGACCUGGAACAGUAAUUAAUAUGCAGGUUAAGCCGGUGGAUGAGAACUUUAACGAUCAACAAGAAGGUGCGGCGAUCAGCCCCAUCUUAAAGUUGAGUCCUAGUGACGUUGUAAUUUCACGUCCUCUUACGAUCUCAUUUCCGACACCUACCUACACGUUACGACGUGAAUACGAAGAAGCACCCGAACAGCAUUUGUUAAUGCAGCCAGCUGGAAAGCCUGGAUACGAGUGGCAAGAUGUGACGUUAUCGACUCCUUUGAAAAUUAUGAACGGCUACGCAACAUUCACCACGGAGGAAAUGGGGAAAUACUGUCUCAUUGACUCAUACAAUGAAGCAAAUGUGGUAAAUGAUACGCGUUUGAUGUGUAAGAAACUGAACAGGGUUCCUUAUAUGGCAAAGUUCGUCGUAUUUGCAAAGAUUUCGUCCAACACAACUAUGGCAAAAUUUCGUGUUUUUUGUAUGACGGACGACAAAGUCGACAAGACUUUAGAAACCCAAACAGGUUUCACGGAGGUUGCAUGUAGUCGCAAUAUUGAAAUCAACAACGGUCAGACAAUUUUCUUCAACUGCCAGGGAAACGUGGAGGUUGAUGCUGAUUGUAACUUACAGAUGAACUUCUUUGCUUUUCGCGAAAACCGUUUACCUUUCAUCGCUCGCGUUAUUGACUCGAAUCAACAAAUGAAAAUGAAACUCCUGGUUAUUUUGAAUCCAAUACGAGACCAACAAGGAAAAAUCCAUGUUGCAAGUGCAUUAGAUAUUGAUUUAUCUACCGAUACAAUUGGACGUGACACGGAGUUGCAGAAAAUCUCCGACAACUUGCUCCAAUUGAUCGCCAAGCAACUAAAUGAAGAUUGGAAUUCUUUUGGAGAAAAAAUUGGACUUAAUGGUGGCAAACUCCAGGAUAUCUUAGAUUUAAAUGGUCAUAAUUACGAGGCUUCGGCUUUCGAAGUUGUUCAAAUAUGGAGAGAUGAGCAGGGACCUGAUGCUAGUUUGGAAAAACUAGAAUCUGUGUUACAGGCUAUUGGUCGUGAAGAUAUAUUGAAGAACUUUAAGCAUUUAACCAACUCAAGUUAUGGAACUCACGAUAGGCUCUUGGUGACGGAAAUUCAUCGAAAUGGUGAUACAAAACACACGAACGGACAUGUUGAAGGCAACAACGAUAUUUUAAUUGAUUCGUCGUGUGAAAAAUCUGUUGAGGAAAAAAGAUACUCGAGCUUUCUAAAAGACUCCACAAGCAAUGCUGACCGUGAAGGAAACGAUGAUGAAAAGAGCAAAAAUAUCAUCGAAGGAAUGUUCUCGAAUGACGAGGAAAUAAUGAGAUUUUUCCAAGACAAUGUUACAAACAACACUGAGACGGAAAUAGAUUAAAGUUUUUGUGUGGGUUUGAACUUUUUUGUCUAUCCACUGUCUUGUAAGUUUUCAAGAUGCACUGGGCUUAGAAAGUACAACAUGUUGACGUAAGUUAUAUAGAACAAUUCUUUCAAUACUUAAUCAACAAGUAUCGAAAAUGAUGAAACAAGUAGUUUGUUCUACAAGUUAUAUGAAAUUUCCCUUGAUUCACAAUGUAGUCGAUAAAAUCGGGUUGAACAGGAAUCUUGUAAACGAGAAAGUUAUUUAAAUAAUUAUUACGUAUGUAGUUUUUAAUUUAUUGAAUAUGGAAUAUAAUUAGUGAAAAUAACUAGAUUUAAUUUUAUCAUUUUAAACAUUGGCGUGCCCUAAACGUAUUUCCGUAGGAUAUUACCUUUGAUCUUUUGUACAGUUGUAAUUAACUGUCAAACAAGGAGUCUCCUGUGGGCGAGAAAUAUAAUACCUUCAGGCACUGAUGGGGUGAUCGUGUUCCAUGCUUUAAAACGUAAAAUUGUUCAGUUAGCUAUUACAUUCAUAAUAUUGUUAUCUGUUUCUUUGUAAAAAUUCGAAGAAAUCUAUGAAAUUUGCGCAAACAA